This is a messenger RNA of Eurytemora carolleeae, 1523 nucleotides long. RefSeq names its product RNA-binding protein 7. The transcript is spliced from 5 exons. Bases 370 to 1311 code for a protein of 313 amino acids. Lineage: Eukaryota; Metazoa; Arthropoda; Copepoda; Calanoida; Temoridae. Gene Ontology annotation, biological process: regulation of alternative mRNA splicing, via spliceosome. Gene Ontology annotation, molecular function: single-stranded RNA binding. Gene Ontology annotation, cellular component: nucleus. The record is from RefSeq and is a predicted model, not a curated record.
CGUAAAAAUAUGUGCGCGAAAAGUCAAUGAACACGCUUACCAGGGUGAAGGUCCAUUGACUCAUAUCAACUCACGGACAUUCUGUCUGUGACCUUAUCAAAUUUUUUUUAAUUCGUUAAGAUGUGCAAAUUGUGAAUAGCUAAUUUUGUUCAAUUCGUAAAAAUAUUGUAAUAGUCAAUUUUAUCAAUUCGUAAAAUAUUCCAUUUUCAAUCUUUUAGCUCAGUUAGGGCUUUUUUUUGUGACGUAAAACUCAUUUGAACUAUGCAAUUUUGAGCCAAAAAUAUAUAGUUGUUUAAUUAAAAAUCGUAAAAUUAUCGUAUUGUAAAAUAAAGAAUAUAAGAAUACAUCUUAUAAAAAUUUCAGAUCAUAAUGCAUGGAGGUCUAGAGGUCACUUUGGGGCUGGACAAGCGUGAACGAACAGUUAGCGCUAGAAAUGACAAUAACCCCAGUACGCCACGGAAUGGAGGCUCAAGAAAUGACAAUAACCAUAGUACCCCUCGGAAUGGAGACCUGGAGGAUAAAACGGAGGAGCACAGUGAGGAAAAGAUGAGAACCUUGUGGGUCGGAGGCAUUUCAGAGAAGGCUGAGGAGGAUGUACUCUAUGAACUAUUCCUGAAUGCUGGACCAAUAGAACGGAUAUCUUGUCCUGUUGAUAAAGAAACUAGGAAGAAGAAAUCGUUUGCAUUUAUAGUGUUUCAUCAUGAAGAGAGUAUAAAAUAUUCCUAUGACCUUCUGAACGGUAUUGAGCUUUAUGGACAACGACUGCGUCUACAGCAUAAAGAAACAGGACUAGGGAUUGAUAUUGGACGAGUUAAUCCGAGUCUAUUCAUGGGUCGGGGCGGAGGCAAUCAAGGGUGGGGCGGAGGAGGCGGAAGAAAUCAUUCUAGAUCCUACUCCGCCUCUGCCCUGCCUGGAUCAGCGCCGGAUCAUCAUCAGCAAUCUAACCAACAUUUUGUCCCUCAACUUCAUUAUCAGUCGUUUGGGGCUCCGCCGCUUCCAUUCGGAUUUCCGCCACAGCCACCGCCACCCCCGAUGGAUCACGGCGGUUAUUCGGUUCAAAACGGCGGUUACAAUCAGUAUCAGGAUCGAUCCUAUGGACGUGAUCAUAACCCACUAGAUCGAAUGGACUUGCGUCGAGACUUGGACGAUCGAAGGUCAAGAGAUCAUGUUCGGAGUGGUUCUGAUCGCUUUCAAGAUCGCCGUGGUCGUGAUGAUCGUCGUGGUGGAGAUGAUCGACGACACCAUGAUCGAGAUCAUCGCGAUUAUAGGGAUAGAAGUCAAGGCGGGGAUUCAAAAUCGUAUCGAAGAUAAUUUACAGAAAUUCUAACGAAACCUUUUUAGAUCUCGAAAUCUGUAAAUAACUUGAAAAAUUGACAUAUUAAUAAUAUCCUUGUCAACCCUUAAAAUGAUUCUAAAUUAGGAUAGAAAUAUCAAGUCAAUUAUUUUUCCAUAUAAAAUGUAGCCUAGCGUUUAGCCCAUAACCAAUUUCAGUGUUGAAGUUGUGAAAUUUAAACGAUUUAAGU